ACGCGACGGAUGACGCUGGUCGUGUCGCGAUGCCCGAGUGUGUCAUGUGACACGCGGAACGAGAGUAACUCUGGUCGCUGCGGCACACACACACACGCACGAUUCACAGGGCCGCCGUACGCGCGUGGAGAAGGCGGAGAUAAGAGAGAGACAAAGAAAGAGAUAAAAGCCGAUCGAGGACGAUAUCCCAGGAUAAGGGUUACGAGAGGGGGUGUUCCUCUCUCUGUGUGUGUGUGAGAGAGGUGCGUGCGUGUGUGUCCUGUGCGUGUGGCCUUUGGCGUACGUCUCUCUGUACCACGAGCAGCUUGUAUACACAUGUUCCUCUCCAUUCACGCGCCAAAUAGUGUGCUUCGGUUCACGACCAACACGCGAAACGACGACAACCUAGACCCGCCGUUUCGUUGCCGUUUUACCCAACGGUGACCAGGUUUUUUCGCCCCGUUCACAUCCAAUUUUCGGGAACUCUAUGUUACCGAAGUCUGUUCCAUUAGAGAGCGCGCACAAUUAUGUUACCGGCUCGACACGGCUAUAGCAGCAACACCACUGCCGCCAUCAACGAUACCAGCAAUCUCGGUACAUCCAUAAGACACUGGGCCGGAUUUUUUGCGAACGGUUAAAGAUACGCACGGCGUCUCCUCCCUCCCCCACCGGUUACCCUCACCGUUGUGUUCCACGAUCCUGAGACAGAGCGAGAAAGAGAGACAGGCUCUCGGGCGGUUUGUGGGCUGUCCACGAUCCUCGGUAGGUAGGUUAUAGGAAUGAGGGAGCGAGUUUUGGCGUCGGGCUCGUGGUGGUGGUUAAUCGUUCUCCUCAUAGCGGUGCAGCUCGUGGAUACACAGGAUCAAUUGGUCGAACAAUCAGGAAGCACAAAAGCAACGUCGUCGUCGUCGCGUGUACAAUGUGCAACGGGUUGCCAGUGCGUGGACGAUGGAAAGAGUAUGCUUUGCGAGAAGCGAAGUUUCCUCGGGCUUGGUCUGCCGAGCCAGGCCGUGAACGUCGUAUUGAGACACGUCGGUGCCGCUACCAUACCGGUCGCGGCUCUCGAAGCUUCCGUGCGUCUGAAGAGUCUCGCGUGGACCUCGAGCGGAAUCGAACGGAUCGAGCCGGGCGUGUUUCGCGCGACAACGUUCCUCGAGCAUCUGAACUUAGGUGACAAUAGGCUGGCGGAAUUGCCGUCGGACGUCUUCCAACCGUUGCACCAACUACAGUACCUGAAUCUCACCGGGAACCGGUUAAACAUCAUACCGCGAGUCUUGUUCCAGGGUCUGGAUCGACUCGAGGAGAUCGGUCUGUCGCGUAAUCGACUGUCGGUGCUUCCCUAUCAAGCGUUCACCCCGGCGAAAGCGUUGGCCCGUUUGAAUCUGUCCGGUAAUCUGUUGGUGUCGCUGCCGGAUCACAGUUUCAGGCCGAACAAACAUCUGCAAGAACUGUGCUUGUCGUGGAACAGGCUCACGAAACUUCCGCCACGUUUGUUCUCCGGACUGACACGACUGAGGACACUGGAACUGGACCACAACGAAAUCGACACAAUACCGCGUAGUUUCUUCGCCGAUUUGACUUCACUACAGUAUCUCGAUCUCUCUGGGAAUCCUAUCGGUCACUUGUCCAGCACCACGUUCCAGGGCCUCUCGAGUCUUCGAUGGCUCAGCCUGAAUCAUCUGCCGAUUACCGUGCUUCCGCAGGACGUAUGGCGACCGGUCAGAAAGCUGCACACUUUGUCGUUGUCUGGCGCCAGGCUGGAGAUACUUCGCAACGAUGAUCUGAAGGACCUGGAGGAACUGGAGACUCUGGAAGUUAGCAGAAGCCCGUUGCGCGAGAUCUCUCGAAGGGCGUUCGAUCGUACACCGGCCCUGCGUAAGAUCGAUCUACGGGACAGCAAUUUGACCUUCCUUCCGGCGAACGUCGCGCAGCUGACGUUUCUGAACGAGCUGCAGCUGCAGGGGAACCCGUGGGCCUGCGACUGCCGUAUGUUCUGGUUCGUGAAAUGGGCACAGAGCAAGGAACACCUGCGGACCGCGUUCCAAAGCGGAUUCCGGUGCGGCGACGAGAUCGACGAGGUCGGCGAUGUCUUCGAGACGCUUCGUUAUUUGAACUGUACGGCGCCUUUGUUGACGUAUGCGACCCCUGUGCAGCAGUACCUGUUGUUGCACUCGGUGCUGCUCGAGUGCGAGUUCAACGGGAAUCCCACGCCGUCUUUGACGUGGGUCACACCGACGCUACGGGUGUUGCACUGGAAUCCCGAUCCGGCGUUUCCCGACGCGUUCGUCGAUCAUCCAGCCGUGCACGGCUGGGAGCAAAAUGAACCGUACGUGGACGAUGGUCGCGUUCGCAUCCUCGAGAAUGGUUCCUUGUACAUCACGACGUUGCUCAGACAAGAUGUCGGACAAUACAAGUGUUUCGCGGUAAAUCCGAUCGCGAACGCGACCACGUAUGUUAGCUUGCAGAUGAAUCCGGUCACGUUGCACAAAAUCCAGAUUCUCAGCAUUCUGGUAGGGGCCGCGUGCGCCACGGCCUUUCUUCUCUUAACGCUUCUAUUGCAGCUGCUUCGUUAUCUAUUGGUUAAGUGCGGUUGUCUGAACUGGUGUUUGUGCUGCAGACAUGUCGGUUCCACGCCCCGGGCCAAGCAAAUUUAUCAGAUGCUGGACAGCAUCGAGCAAUACAAGAGCCUACAGCUGGAGAAACUGCGGGAGAAUUACACGCAGCAAGUGCACAGGAUAAGGGAGAAUUGCGCUCAGCAGGUGGAAUGGAUACGCGACAACUACGAGGGUCAGAUGAGGCAUAUCAGGGACAUAAGAGACUACGGAACGAGCCAUCUCACGGCGAUCAGGGAUCAGUACUACGAUCAGGUGAGGAAAGCACGGGACUACUCGACCAGCCAGCUGAACUGGGUACGCGAGAACUAUGUCUUCCAACGUAACAAGAUACGAAAGUUCAGCGCCCACCAGGUGUUGCGGUUGCGCGAGAGCUACAAGUACCAGCAACAGACGUUGAACAAGGUCUUGGAGAAUCUGCCCAGCUUCUAUUUCGACAACUGUCGCAGCGGAUCAUGCGGCAAGAGCGACUCGAUGGUGUUCGAUCCGAAGGAGGACGGACCAUCCGUACGAGUGGACGCGUAUUUCAAGGUGAAGAUCAACGAUCUGGCGAACGGCGCCAGCCUGGAGGACGUGAACAGCGAGUAUUAUACACCGACGGAAUUCUCGUCGGUCAGCCCGCACGGUGGCGGUAACGUUUUGGAUGGAAUCCAUAUAAAUUACAUCGAGGACGGUCCACCGCCGCCAUUGUGCAACGGGAUGAUGAUGAUGCCACAUUCGAUAAUGCUGCAUAGCAUCGACGAGGACGGUAGCACGUUGUCGGUGUACAGGGACGCGGAUCAGGCGAAGCCGGUGUUCCGCGGGAUCAGCACCGAGGUGAUGAUGGCGAAACCGCCUAAACAGACGGCUGAGGUACUCAGCUUGCUAGCGCCCAGCACCAGUCUACCGAAUCUACCACGCGAAACCAAGCUGUAAACGAAUUGAUUCGUUUCCGUGGAGUGUUUCGAGGGUACUAAACAAUGAAUGUAACAACACCGCUCGCUUCUCGUAGCGCGAUUAACACGAGAAUGUACUGCCACACACAAACAAACACUGGAUCAUUAUAUCGUGAGACGGAAAUAAUAACACAUUUAGAAGUGCCUCUACAUCGGUAAGUGAGGGAUGGUAUUCUCGCAACGAAAAAGCGGCGGUAACCUUUAUUUCUUUUCUGCACGUGGGUGACUCUACGAUGAUGAUGCUUUAUGAAAACGCUUCGCACCGGGAAUAGGACACGUACGUUAUAAUAACCUUCGAGAGAGAAUUAAAGAACACACAUAUACCUACGAGCAUCGACCCACACUCUGGGCUAUACUCGAGAUAAAUAUCGCGCGAGUGUGUGUGUGUGUGUGUGUCGUGUCGUGUACGGUAAAUAUAAGAGGAAGGUUGAACAAAAAAAUUCGCGGACAGCUUUCAAGGACUCUUUUUCCGUCACCAGAACGAUGACCUUGCAACCUGUCCGCCCCACCUUCCAGCUCUUGUUUAUCCGUUAUCGACGUCGUAAUUGAUAACGAUCGACGAUCUUAUUCGAGGGGAGAGCGCUAGAGGGACUACCUGAGAGAGGAUAUAGUGUUACCACACCAAAUCCAGAGCGAAAGUAAACGAGAAUGGCGAGAGUGAAAGAGUGAGGACCAAGGGGGGAAAUGCGUGGCCAUUAACGGUAGCAAUAUCAUGUGGCUGUCAACGGAAUCGAUCACCCUUUUUGAGGCUUACUGAUCGAUCCAGAGAAAGGAAGUUCUUCCUUCGGGUCUUGUAAAUAAGAGUGCGUGCGAUUAGACUCGGUCCUUGGGGAACGCGUCAUUUUAACGAAAGACUGAACCGCGAUCGGCAUCGAACACGCUGGACAUUUAACCGAUUGGAUCGUUGGUUCGAUACUAGAGAUACGGGUGUUUUUAUUUUUUUAGAUCCUGGCUCUUUCUGUCAUUCUCUACCUCGAACCGAUCGGAGAACACACGCAGGGCGACGUGUCCAGAGUUGGGGAUUAAUCGCUAAUUUUUUCAUCUAUCUCUUUAACGAUCUCUGGACACCAUUCCCGAUGAUCUUUCAACCUAUUUCCCUGUUUAGUGAAAUGCAAACUUGUUCGAACAGUAGAAAUAUAUAAUUAUUUAAAAAGAAAAAGAGAGACACUCCCUGUCAUUUUGAGGGGCUAAAGGACGUACUUAAUGUCAUCGUAACAUUAUACCCAUAUAUCCGCUACGAAAUUCGACGUAAAAGCUUUGGCGAUCAUGCGACCCAUCAUCUCUCACAGGUUUCAUCGCGACGAAGUAAUUACGAAACGCUCAAGUUAGAAUCGUAUAAUCGAUGCACGGAAAAGUUCGCGAUGAAGCUCAAGUUUUUACCUGGAAAAGGCGCGCGUCUUCCGGGAUCAGCAUCACGAACUUAUUAAAUCUCUUAUUCGGUGGUAGAAUUUAUAACCGCGAGAUGUGUAGAUGCUUGAAAAAAGAAAUACACGGUAGUUUUCAUUUCAAUUCGACUCGUAAAAAUCAUUGCUUGUUAAUCGAUGGGAGUAAAUGGAAACAACCCCAGGCGACUCGGUCGAAACGAUUCGACGGAGACGUGCCUACAGACCAUUCGAGGGCGUUAAAUAGAAGGAAUAUUCUGAUCACGAUAAUCGUCGUCGCGAAGGUACGACAAUGACUCUGCAAUUUACCAUUUAAAUAGACCUAAGCUGUCUAGUCGGGAACGAUUACGUUUUUUUUUUCUUCCCCCUCCUCCCUAUUGUUAGACGAGUGCGCGUUGAAACCGAGUCGAGGAGCUUCUCUCGAAGAUUCGAUUGUGGUUUUCGACGAAAGAAAAAAAAAAGAAAGAAAUAAGGGACCCGGUUAUUGUACAUUCCCGUUGAACAGUCUAACCGUGAGCUUUGUCGGAACAACGAGUUCGAUAUGUCGGGGCGGAAAAUAUAUGUUUUUUCUCUGUGCGUUUCGUUCCGUAGGAUGACAGCUUUACUCAUUCAGAUAAUCUGUAAUCUUUCGUCCGACUGGGGAAGAACUGCGGCUCGUUGCUAUUUCAAUUAUCUAUUCCGAUCUUAACGGCCAUUUAUCUCUGUGUAUAACGAGAGAGAAGGAGAGAAGGAGAGAGAGAGAGAGAGAGAGAGAGAGAGAGAGAACAAGAGGUGACGAAGAGCACAAGACACCACGCGUGGCUGCGAACCCGUAGUGAAUUAUUUUUCGACUGUGUGUGUGUGUGUGCGUGUGUGUGCGCGCGUGCGU
Messenger RNA from Dufourea novaeangliae, 5776 nucleotides. RefSeq names its product leucine-rich repeat and immunoglobulin-like domain-containing nogo receptor-interacting protein 3. The transcript is spliced from 4 exons. The record is from RefSeq and is a predicted model, not a curated record. Gene Ontology annotation, molecular function: protein binding. NCBI's taxonomy places the organism in Eukaryota, Metazoa, Arthropoda, Insecta, Hymenoptera, Halictidae. The coding region runs from base 759 to 3506 and encodes 915 amino acids.